Molecule: messenger RNA, 1484 nt
Organism: Rhododendron vialii
Lineage: Eukaryota; Viridiplantae; Streptophyta; Magnoliopsida; Ericales; Ericaceae
Product: secretory carrier-associated membrane protein 3-like
Exons: 13
Coding region: 147-1061 (304 amino acids)
Biological process (GO): protein transport
Cellular component (GO): trans-Golgi network membrane; recycling endosome membrane
Source: RefSeq, a predicted model, not a curated record
GAGAACUCCCCCCUCUCCCCUUUUCACGUUUCACACCCUGUAAAAGAAAAAGGUCGGUCUCAUUCGGUGUUUGAAAUUUUCCUCUCUCUCUCUCUCUCUCUCUCUCUCUCUCCCCUCUGUGGUGUUGCAGCUGAGCUUACACACCGAUGGCUGGCCGUUACGAUCCCAACCCAUUCGACGAGGAAGAACAAGUUAAUCCCUUCUCUAACCAAGCAGGCAGGGGAAAAGCAUCGGGGCCGUCCCACUAUGGUGGAGGUGCAUUUUAUACAACUAAUCCAACCUCGGGGCUUUCCUCUCUUCCCCCUGAACGUGCAGAUUUCAACUAUGACCGCAGUGCUCCAAUUGAUAUUCCUCUUGAUUCAGCUGCGGAUUUGAAAAAGAAAGAGAGGGAGCUGCAAGCUAAGGAGGCUGAAUUGAGAAAGAGGGAACAGGAAAUAAAAAGAAAAGAAGAGGCAGCAGCACGAGCUGGUAUUGUUCUCGAGGAAAAAAAUUGGCCGCCAUUUUUCCCAAUCAUCCAUCAUGACAUCGCAAAUGAGAUACCAAUUCAUCUACAAAAAUUGCAGUAUGUUGCAUUUACCACAUAUUUGGGAUUGGUACUAUGUCUUCUGUGGAAUAUUGUAGCUGUUACUGCAGCAUGGAUUAAAUUGGGAGAUGUAAAAAUCUGGUUUCUUGCUAUCAUAUACUUCGUAUCAGGGGUCCCACUGGCACACUUGUUGUGGUACCGUCCACUCUAUCGUGCCUUCAGGAGUGAAAGUGCUUUUAAGUUUACGUGGUUCUUCCUUUUUUAUUUGCUUCACGUUGCUUUCUGCACUUUUGCUGCAGUUGCUCCUCCUAUAGUUUUCAAAGGGAAAUCUCUAACUGGUAUCCUGCCAGCAAUAGAUGUCAUAAGUAAUCAUGUUAUAGUUGGGGUAUUCUACUUCAUAGGAUUUGGGUUAUUCUGCCUUGAAACGGUUCUCAGCGUAUGGGUUCUUCAGCAAGUUUAUAUGUAUUUCCGAGGGAGUGGGAAGGCUGCACAGAUGAAGCGCGAGACUGCAAGGGGAGUGAUGAGAGCAGCGAUAUGAAUCAGUGCACCAGAUGUAGAGAUUGACCUCAGAGUGGACAGAGGAUAUGGGUAUGACACUCAUUCCACAGUUUGUUUGCGUGAUCUUUUUUCUUGUUUCCGAUAUUUACUGGGGGUUCUAUUAGGAAACUUCUGAGAAACUGCAGCAGCAUUCUCUGUGUUGUGAAAUUGAAAUGACGGCUACCUCUGUAUAUUGGUUCUUGAAUUUACUGCUGUGCCUGUAAAUGAUUUUGUUUCCUAGAGUGGAGGUGGUAGUUCUCUCCCUACCCACCAUCAUCUAGGGGCUGCAAAUUUACCAAGUUGCGUACGCACAACUUGAGCUAGGUUACUUGUGGCUUAUUUGAUUGUGUAAAAGUUAGUCAGGAUGUAUCGUGGCUUCGAUAUGAAUUACUACUCGUUAAUUUAUAGAUACUUCUAUUUGGAA